CUCCACCGAGUGCCCAAAAUAACAACCGAACAAUUUGUUUCUCGUGACAUCUACUUUGCUCUUGCGGCACCCGCAAUUCACCCAAUAAACAGGCCGCUCAUUUUAUCCCCACUUCCGCAGUUCUUAUGCUUCUUGCUUACAGUACUUUACUACACAAUUACAAGCAAUCAAACACAAUCCACCCUAUUCAUUCAAUAAUUAUUCCCGUACUAAAUUGGGGUUAUUAUAAACAAGGAUUUUGUUGGAUUGGAUCUCAACAGUAGCUUUUUUUUGAUUGAUUUUGUAUUUUAUUUGGUGGGUGGGUUGGUGGUUAAGCAUCUGAUUCCAUUGUUACUUUGCUUUGCAGCCUUACCCAAAUCAAGGUUAUGAGACAUUCUUCUGGAGUUCAGAUUUUGUUUUAUAAACAGCAGUAUCUUGGUGUUGUGAGAGGAAAAUGAUGCUAUUAUUCCAAGCUUCAAAACACUAUGUUUUCAGCUAAAAACAUCCAGUGUAUUUAUCCUUCUUCACUUCAGUGUAGUUGGCCGAUUAACUAUAUAUGGGACUACUGUUGCACCUCAUCUUUUUCUUAGAGAAGAACAGAGGGGACGUUAUUCACCUGCGAUGAAUAGAUAAAUGAUUUAUGGAUUUUUAACAUUUCUUUUCUGAGGUGUCAAAUCAACCUGCAUGAUGGGUAAGGAAAUCCAGAAAGAAACAGUGAAUCAAGGAGUUUGUAGUGGAAGCUCUUCACCAACUAAAUGCGAUAGUUCAAGAGCUUCAACUGCAUCACAGCUUAGUAUAGAUAGGGAUCUGGGCUUGCCUUCUUGCCGUGUGUGCCAAUGCGUUGAAUCUGACAGAAGAGGGGAUGCUGCUCUUGGAUUUUUGGGGAUAGAUCCACUUCUAGUGGAGUCACAUAAUGUAAAGGAGCUACCUGAGCCUGGCACCAAAAAGGCCCUAAAUGACGUUGAGGGGAGCGCGUCAGUAGACACAAGUAAGAAAUUGGAGCCUGGGUAUGUGCAGUUCAUCAGUCCUACAGGAGAGGUUUUUGUUUGUAAUACAGAUUUAGAAAUGGGUGCGUGCUACAAUCGGGACACCUUGAUUGAACUUGGCUGUGCCUGUAAGAAUGAUCUUGCCCUUGUACACUAUGCUUGUGCCCUGAAAUGGUUUAUUAACCACGGUUCAACUGUCUGUGAAAUAUGUGGGUGUAUUGCUAGUAAUAUUAGAAUUGCUGAUUUCAACAAGGUACUUGCUUCCUUGAAAGAUUACGAGGCAUUAAGAGAUAGGACCGCCAAUGGGGUACCUAAUCCUGCCCACGUACAUUGUAAUUCUGAUGUGAGUUGUGUCGAUCCUGAUGCUGUUGCCGCUAUCCGCAGACAGAGGCUUAGUGAGAUUUAUUUGUGGUUUAAUCCGUAUGGUCAUCUCCGUCAUAAUAAUAACACCAGUGAAAAUUUAAAUGCCCCUUCAGUUCUGGUUGUUACAGAGCCACCCGCAAACAUCGUUUUUCAAGAUGUCACACCUCAAAAUGCAGCUACGAAAUGGGCUGUUGAAGGUACGGGUAUUUUGCUGGCGACAGGCCUGCUAACUGUUACUCUUGCAUGGCUCAUUGCUCCUCGUGUUGGGAAGAGAACAGCAAAAAAUGGUCUUCAUAUUCUUCUCGGAGGUGUUUGUGCCUUAGCUGUUGUUGUCUUCUUUCGCUGUAUUGUUCUAACCAGAAUCAAAUAUGGACCGGCACGAUACUGGGCAAUUUUGUUUGUAUUCUGGUUUCUUGUGUUUGGUAUAUGGGCAUCGCGGACACAUGCUGCUCAUACAACCUGAAUUUCUGUUAUGUUAUAGGCCGCAUCUCUGAUAUGUUUGUAAAGUCUGUUUCACCCAAUUUUCCUGUCAUGAAUUCAUGACAGUGGAUAGUUGUUUUUUUUUUUUUUUUUUUUUUUUUUUUUUU
This is a messenger RNA of Spinacia oleracea (spinach), 1915 nucleotides long. RefSeq lists its product as uncharacterized. The transcript has 4 exons. Bases 664 to 1791 code for a protein of 375 amino acids. Gene Ontology annotation, molecular function: zinc ion binding. NCBI's taxonomy places the organism in Eukaryota, Viridiplantae, Streptophyta, Magnoliopsida, Caryophyllales, Amaranthaceae. The record is from RefSeq and is a predicted model, not a curated record.